Hordeum vulgare subsp. vulgare (domesticated barley) is the source of this 1787-nucleotide messenger RNA. Its product is annotated as CD2 antigen cytoplasmic tail-binding protein 2. Gene Ontology annotation, cellular component: U5 snRNP. Bases 17 to 1369 code for a protein of 450 amino acids. The transcript has 10 exons. Lineage: Eukaryota; Viridiplantae; Streptophyta; Magnoliopsida; Poales; Poaceae. The record is from RefSeq and is a predicted model, not a curated record.
UGGAAAAGGCCCAAAUAUGCAAGCGAACUCUCGUCUAUUCCUUUGCUCUGCCGUCACCGACGCAGCUUCUGCUCGCCGCCGACCUAUGGAGCCCACGGCGCCGCAGCGCGGCACCAAGCGCCCCCUGCCCGGGACCGCCGCCGGCGACCAAGACGAUGACCGCUCCGCUCUCGGGGACCGCAAGGUGCGGUUCCCCAAGGGGAAGAAGGCCAAGCACCGCGACCCUGCUGCCGCUGGCAGCAGCGGGGAGGGAGGCGCCGCCGCGGAGGACAUCGACGACCUGAUGAACCCCGAGCUCGCGGCGGUGAAGCGUGCGCGACGGCGCCACCGCAGGGACGGGGACGACACGCAGGGCACCGCCAACGUCAAGGGCUUCGAAAUGCGCUACAAGGACGACGCCAACUUUAUCGAUGAUGGUAUUGAGAUAGAACCUUUUAACUUGGAGCAAGAGAGGGAAGAAGGAUACUUUGAUGAAAAUGGGAAUUUUGUGGAGUUUGCAAGAGGUAACGAUAUGAAGGAUGCCUGGUUGGAUAACGUUGAAGUAGACACCAAAUUUGCUGGAAAGGUUCAAAAGAAAAAAGACAAAGAAGAGGAGUUCCAGGACCUUUCUUCUGAUGAUAUUGGGAAGAUAAAAAGGAGAAUAGCAAACAUGCUUGAACCAGCAGAAACGAUAAUUCAAGCUUUGAAACGAUUGAAGAGUACAUCGACUGACAAUCGUGGAAGAAUGACCGAGGGGACCAAGCGCAUAUUUGAUGAGCUGACAGAAGCUGCCAUGAAGCUAAUGGAGAAUGGGGAGUACAAUGUAUAUUCAGAUGAUCGGGAGACAUUUGUACGCGAGGCUGAGGGUUAUGAACGUCUAGCGCGUGCUCGACUUGGUAUACCAGAAGUUGAAGAAGAUAUAUUUGCAGACACCACAGAGAAUGGCCCAACUACCACGUCCUUACUGGAGAUGGACAGUGGUCCUUCAGCUGCCAAUAUCUCUGCGACAAUUGCUGUAGCAAAUGAUGAUGAUAGUAACUUUGACAUGUUUGGUGAAAAUGACGACACUGAUGUCAAUCCUCAUUCUGAUGCAAAAACUAUAGAUUCAGGUUCCAAUCCCGAGACAGUACCACAAGAUACUUCUGGAACCUCCGGUGCUGAAAAGGUUGGUAAUGGAAGUGCAGACUCAGAUUAUGUCUACGAUCCAUCGUCAGGUUACUAUUACAGCAGCAGCACAGGCUAUUACUAUGAUGCUGCAUCUGGGUGUUAUUGUGCUGCAUCUACAGGAACAUGGUACUCGUACGACGAACAAUCAGGCACAUACACAGAAAUGCAUGGCGAACAAACUGGCAUGCACAAAGAAAUAGAGGGAGACGGGGUCAAGGAGUAGCCAAGGUGUAACAGUUCGCCCCCAAGCUAGGUGGUUUCUACUCCCCAGUGUUUUCUUGAUGCGGUGUAGCUUAAGUAUGCAGUAGAGCUGUAGAGCACCCCUGGAUCUCAACUCUCAUGGCCGAAUUAUCACGAGGAAAAGAAUUGGUUACUUAUGGUUGUAGGAUGUUAGUUGAAGUUCAUGCGAUCAUCCACGGAGCGUUUGCUCGGUCAUGAGUUGUCGUUUUUCUCUAACCAUUUGCCGACUUGGUUACGCCGCCCACCAUGUUCAUGCAGAAAGAAACCUGUAACAUGUGUUAUAAUACGUCACCCUUUGUGAAAUUGGAACUUCACUGUAACUUGUGGGAUUCAUAUAGAAGCAAGACGCUUGUUGUUCCUGAUUGAAGUUGCUUUGAAAGAAAUGGUUUUGUAGCUCUGAA